Messenger RNA from Priceomyces carsonii, 108 nucleotides. RefSeq lists its product as uncharacterized. The transcript has a single exon. NCBI's taxonomy places the organism in Eukaryota, Fungi, Ascomycota, Pichiomycetes, Serinales, Debaryomycetaceae. The record is from RefSeq and is a predicted model, not a curated record. The coding region runs from base 1 to 108 and encodes 35 amino acids.
AUGGAUUCAGUUGGAACGAAAAAGCAUAGCAAGUCCCAAUCAACCUACGUAAGUAACUCGGAGUUUCCACGUUAUUGUGCAUGUCGCCUUAGAGAAGCGAAGACAUAA